Conger conger (European conger) is the source of this 2533-nucleotide messenger RNA. RefSeq names its product follistatin-like 3 (secreted glycoprotein) (gene fstl3). NCBI's taxonomy places the organism in Eukaryota, Metazoa, Chordata, Actinopteri, Anguilliformes, Congridae. The record is from RefSeq and is a predicted model, not a curated record. Bases 188 to 925 code for a protein of 245 amino acids. Gene Ontology annotation, molecular function: activin binding; protein binding. The transcript is spliced from 5 exons. Gene Ontology annotation, biological process: cell differentiation; multicellular organism development; negative regulation of activin receptor signaling pathway.
GGAUCACUUACAACACAGUCAUUCACCUAAGCGAAGACUGCUGUCGGCAUAAGCAACUCAUCAAGACGAACUCUAACUUUAGUUUCGAACUAUUUCACGGACUUUAAAAAAAAACAAAAAAACAUCGCUGCGUUUUACUUUUACCCAUUUAUAUUGUUCUGACACUGUUUGAUACUAGAUUACCAGCAUGGGCAUCUUAAUUGUAAUUAAUAUCGUGAUCCUUGUCCUACAUCCUGCUUGGGCCGGGAUGUGCUGGCUGCAGCAGAGCCAGGAGCCACGCUGCGACAUGGUGCUGAUGCGGGGUGUCAGCCAGGAGGAGUGCUGCGCCGGCGGCCGCCUUGACACCGCCUGGUCCAACACCAGCCUGCCAAUCAACGAGGUCAGCCUGCUUGGCUUCCUGGGGAUCGUGUCCUGUAAGCCCUGCAAAGAGACCUGCGAGGAGGUGGACUGCGGCCCGGGGAAGGUGUGCAAGAUGAAGGCCGGCAGGCCGCAGUGCAUCUGCUCGCCGGACUGCUCCAAGAUCGCCCGCAAGCAGGCCAUCUGCGGCAGCGACGGGAAGACCUACCGGGACGAGUGCGCCCUCCUGCUGUCCCGCUGCAAAGGGCACCCCGACUUGGAGGUCAUGUACCAGGGAGAGUGCAAAAAGUCCUGCUCUAACGUGGUGUGCCCGGGGACGCACACCUGCGUGACGGACCAGACCAACAGCGCCCACUGCGUGAUGUGCCGCACCGCCCCCUGCCCCAUGCCCACGGCGUCCGAGCAGCCCAUCUGCGGCAACGACAACGUCACCUACCAGAGCGCCUGCCACCUGCGCAGGACCACCUGCUUCCUGGGCCGGUCCAUAGGGGCCCGGCACUACGGCCGCUGCUCAGACGGGCCCCGGCACUCUGCGGAGCUGGACGGGAGUGAAGAGAACGCCCUCUAGAGACCUCUCACACAACCAGGAGAUGGGUUCAGAAGAUGGGGCCCUAAAUGUGCUUACCUUUGCUUAAGACCCUCCACAGAGCUCCUACAAGUACUCAUAUUUGAGAUUUUACUUUUUGACUGUUUUACUGUCUUUUAUUUUAUUACUCUAGUUCCUCCCCGUCCACCCCGUCCACCCCCCCCGUCCCCCCCCCCGUCCCCUCAUGUGGAAUUAGGAUACACAUGAUGCGGGAUACUCUCGUGAGCUUCGUUAGAGUACUUCUCUUUUUUUUACCUUUUAAAUAACACAUUUAAGCUUGUUUAUUUUUCAGUCUAAAGAAAAUUACUGCUAUUUUCUCGUUGCAUGCUGUUUAUAUUUUAGAGGGUGUAUUUGCUUUCCAUUCUGUCUGGGAUCUAAAUUUAGGAGAAGGGAGAGCUAGGGACAUAAAGGAAAAGUCUGAUGAGGAGGGAGACGAGUGUGCUAUAUGUGCAUAUUGUAAAUAGGUCAGGAUCAGUGAUAUUUAUUGGAGAAACAGUAAAUCUGUUCUAUUUAAGUUUUAUCAUGUAUACAGAGAUAUCAGCUGCCUUCAAAUAUUUAUUGUCUUUGUUUUGAUUUUAGGUGUAUAAUACUGGUUCCAGACUUGCAUACAAUUAAAUUUUGUAGGUUUUUUUUUUUGUUUUUUGUUUUUUUACCCCUCUGCAACUAGAGACUUUCAAAUUUACCUUGCAACAUGUUGGCGAAUUCUGCUCAGCAACAAUUCAAAUUGUUUUGGACAUUUGGAGCUGUUUAUCAGACAAGCUGAGAUACAACAGAGAUCCCAUUAAGCUGAAGCCAUGGCAGAAAUAUUACGCCCUCUGCAUUUCUGUCUUGCUUUGUGGAGGUAGAGGAGGAUCCAGCCAAAAUAAAAGUCUAUGUGUUUUCCAGCCUCCAAGGAGAUCUUUGUGUGUUUAGCCUGGCGUCAAAUCAAAACUUUGACCCACCCACCAACUGCAAAUUAUAGGCUUCAUACCAAUAGUAGCUCUAUUAUUUUACAGUGGGCUGUUGGUCCUGACAAGCCAUUGAGUGUUCUGUGCAUCCAUUUUGAAGCCUUUCUUUUGUAAUUUCCUUCCAAUAAGUGGGUGGGCCACAUGAUCUUUAUUUAAUAUACCUCUAAAUUAAUCACGUUAUUGACACAUGCUUUUUAAUAUAUUCCGCAUUUUUACCUUGUUUACCGAAAGGUGUGACUGUGAAAUGCCUCAGAAACGCUCUCUUACAGAACCUGAACUCGAAUGAAUGCUGCUCAAAGGUUUUUGUUCAAUGAUUUUGACAACGGUGCAAACGAAACUUGAGAAAAUGAUCUGUCAGUUUGUUCAUGAAUGUUUGAUGACCUGCAGUCAACUGAUACAUGGUGUGAAUUGGGGUUGAAGUGCCUUUGACAUAUGAAAUUUUUAUCCUUUUUACCUACAUUAUGAAUUGUGAUUCAUUCAUUCGUCUUUUUGUCCACAAACCAUAUUCUUCAAUCUUUGCUUGUACAUAAAGCUGCAUUUACAGUAUAUGUGUAUCUACUGUGAGAUUUAAUUUACAAAUGUAUCAACUUAUUUUUGUAUUUUUGUACUGCCAUUUUAUCUCAAUAUAAACAUUAGUCUUUAA